This is a messenger RNA of Prosopis cineraria, 1487 nucleotides long. RefSeq names its product SAL1 phosphatase. Gene Ontology annotation, biological process: phosphatidylinositol phosphate biosynthetic process; sulfate assimilation. Gene Ontology annotation, molecular function: 3'(2'),5'-bisphosphate nucleotidase activity. The record is from RefSeq and is a predicted model, not a curated record. The transcript is spliced from 8 exons. NCBI's taxonomy places the organism in Eukaryota, Viridiplantae, Streptophyta, Magnoliopsida, Fabales, Fabaceae. The coding region runs from base 22 to 1212 and encodes 396 amino acids.
UAUCGGAUUAAAUUUAAGAAAAUGGCCUUGUGUAGUUUGAGAGUGGUCGACUUUAGAACUCGUUAUUGUAUUGGCGGAUCCAAAUUCAAAAAACCUGUUAAUUUCUCUUGUUUGGCAGUAAGAUUCAGUUCUUCAUCUUCUUCACAAGGGGUUAUUGCAUCUUCGAUGACUUACGAGAAGGAGCUCGCUGCUGCAAAGAAAGCAGCCACUCUCGCUGCUCGUCUCUGCCAGAAAGUGCAAAAGGCUCUGCUGCAAUCUGAUGUCCAUUCAAAAUCAGACAAGAGUCCUGUUACCGUAGCUGAUUAUGGUUCACAAGCUUUGGUCAGCUUUAUACUUGAGAGAGAACUUCCUUCUGAACCAUUUUCGUUAGUAGCUGAGGAGGAUUCAGGGGAUCUUCUUGAAGAGAGUGGUCAAGAAACAUUAAAGCGCAUUACAGAACUUGUAAAUGACACUCUAGCUACUGAAGUAUUAGAUGGUUUUUCUACUUUAACCGCAGAAGAUGUUAUUAGAGCCAUUGACAGUGGUAGGUCUGAAGGAGGUUCUAGUGGUUGGCAUUGGGUUUUGGACCCCAUAGAUGGAACUAAAGGGUUUCUUAGAGGAGACCAAUAUGCUAUAGCAUUAGCUUUGUUGCAUGAAGGGAAAGUUGUAUUGGGAGUCUUGGCUUGUCCAAAUCUUCCACUAGCAUCCAUUGGCAGCAAUCAGGAACAUUCUGGUAACGAAGUUGGUUGUCUUUUCUUUGCCACAGUUGGUGAUGGUGCAUAUAUGCAGACUCUGGCUGGUUCUUCAAAAACUAGGGUGCAUGUCAGUGCAACUGAGAAUCCUGAAGAAGCAUCAUUUUUUGAAUCUUUCGAAGCCGCACACUCCUCUCAUGACUUGUCUAGUUCCAUUGCUGAAAAACUUGGCGUCAAGGCACCACCAGUUAGAAUUGACAGCCAAGCAAAAUAUGGAGCGCUGUCAAGAGGAGAUGGGGCUAUAUAUUUGCGUUUUCCUCACAAGGGAUACCGUGAAAAAAUAUGGGACCAUGCUGCUGGCUGCAUCGUUGUGACUGAGGCUGGAGGUCUCGUCACUGAUGCUGCAGGAAACCCUUUGGACUUUUCAAAAGGAAGGUUUCUUGAUGUCGCUUCUGGCAUUAUUGUCACAAACCAGAAACUGAUGCCUCAGCUUCUGAGAGCAGUUAAAGAAUCCAUCAACGAGAAAGCAUCAUCCCUGUAAUUUCCAUUCAAAAAAGACGAUUCUAUUUCUGAGCCUGCUGUCAUAUCCACUCUUUUUAAUUUUCUUCUCAUCUCUCUGCUCCUGUGUAGUAAGACUGUUGUGAAGCUAAAGCGACAAUGCUUUGACAUAACAUAAACACCCACCAAAAUGGCGAUCUCUAGUGCCUCAAGGCAUUUUAAAUGCCACCAACAGGCUUAUGAAGAUGAGGAUGUGCUGAGCCAUUCUUGAACUAUUGGCACCCAAUAUUUACCAAGCGCAGCAUAUAAAUUGAUGAA